CAGCGGCUUCCCGGGACGAGGGGACUCUGAGAGGUUGGCUUCUAAGACAGCUGUCCUGCCUGACCUACAGCCACCUGUCACUCCAUCUGUCCACCACGACCCCGGGCGCGUCCAUAGAGCAAGGGAAGGAGAGGGACAUGGUGUAAGGCACCCUCCCACAGGCAUAGGGAGCUUGGGCCCUGCACACAUCUGAAGCGCCGUCAACAACAUGGCCUCCGCUGACAAGAAUGGCAGCAGCCUCUCCGCCGUGUCUGGCAGCCGCCUGCAGAGCCGGAAACCACCCAACCUAUCCAUCACCAUCCCACCGCCAGAGACCCAGGCCCCCAGCGAGCAGGACAGCAUGCUUCCCGAGAGGCCCAAGAACCCAGCCUUCCUGAAGAGUGUCAGCCUCCAGGAGCCCCGAGGACGAUGGCAGGGUGGCGCGGAGAAACGCCCUGGCUUCCGCCGGCAGGCCUCCCUGUCCCAGAGCAUCCGCAAGGGCACAGCCCAGUGGUUCGGGGUCAGUGGCGACUGGGAAGGCAAGAGACAAAACUGGCAUCGUCGGAGUCUUCACCACUGCAGUGUGCACUAUGGCCGGCUCAAGCCCUCGUGCCAGAGAGACCUGGAGCUGCCCAGCCAGGAGGUGCCCUCCUUCCAGGGCACUGAGUCUCCAAAGCCCUGCAAGAUGCCCAAGAUUGUGGAUCCGCUAGCCCGUGGCCGGGCCUUCCGCCACCCAGAUGAGGUGGACCGGCCUCACGCUCCACACCCACCUCUGACUCCAGGAGUCCUGUCCCUCACGUCCUUCACCAGUGUUCGUUCUGGCUACUCCCAUCUGCCUCGCCGCAAAAGGAUAUCCGUUGCCCAUAUGAGCUUUCAGGCAGCCGCUGCCCUCCUCAAGGGGCGCUCAGUGCUAGACGUCACUGGGCAGCGGUGCCGGAAUGUCAAGCGCAGCUUCGCCUACCCCAGCUUCCUGGAGGAAGAUGCGGUCGAUGGAGCAGACACCUUCGACUCCUCCUUUUUUAGUAAGGAAGAAAUGAGCUCUAUGCACGAUGAUGUAUUUGAGUCUCCCCCGCUCUCUGCUAGCAACUUCCGAGGGGUCCCACACUCCGCCUCCCCAGCCUCCCCUGAUGGAGUGCAGAUCCCUCUAAAAGAGUACAGCAGCCGACCCGCAGCCCCUGGGGCCCAGCGUGGCAAGCGCAUCGCCUCCAAGGUAAAGCACUUUGCAUUUGACCGGAAGAAGCGCCACUACGGCCUCGGUGUGGUGGGCAACUGGCUGAACCGCAGCUACCGCCGCAGCAUCAGCAGCACUGUGCAACGGCAGCUGGAGAGCUUUGACAGCCACCGGCCCUACUUCACCUACUGGCUGACCUUUGUCCACAUCAUUGUCACCCUGCUGGUGAUCUGCACCUACGGCAUUGCACCCGUGGGCUUCGCGCAGCACGUCACCACCCAGCUGGUGCUGAAGAACAGAGGUGUGUACGAGAGCGUGAAAUACAUCCAGCAGGAGAACUUCUGGAUUGGCCCCAGCUCGAUUGACCUGAUCCACCUAGGAGCAAAGUUCUCACCCUGCAUCCGGAGAGACCAGCAGAUUGAGCAGCUGGUGAGGAGGGAGCGUGACGUUGAGCGUGCCUCGGGCUGCUGUGUCCAGAAUGACCGCUCGGGUUGCAUCCAGACCCAGAAGAAGGACUGCUCGGAGACUUUGGCCACCUUUGUAAAAUGGCAGAAUGAUACUGGGCCCUCAGACAAGUCUGAGGGCCAGAAGCAGCCAUCAGCAGUUGUGUGCCACCAAGACCCCAGGACCUGUGAAGAACCAGCCUCCAGUGGUGCCCACAUCUGGCCUGACGACAUUACCAAGUGGCCGAUCUGCACAGAGCAGGCCCAGAGCAACCACACGGGCUUAUUGCACAUAGACUGUAAGAUCAAAGGUCGCCCCUGCUGCAUUGGCACCAAGGGCAGCUGUGAGAUCACCACGCGGGAGUAUUGUGAGUUCAUGCAUGGCUAUUUCCACGAGGAGGCAACGCUCUGUUCCCAGGUGCACUGCUUGGACAAGGUGUGCGGGCUACUGCCUUUCCUCAACCCUGAGGUCCCCGACCAGUUCUAUCGGAUCUGGCUGUCUCUGUUCCUGCAUGCUGGCAUAGUGCACUGCCUCGUGUCUGUGGUCUUCCAAAUGACCAUCCUGAGGGACUUAGAGAAACUGGCCGGCUGGCACCGCAUCUCCAUCAUCUUCAUCCUUAGCGGCAUCACAGGCAACCUGGCCAGCGCCAUCUUCCUCCCCUAUCGGGCAGAGGUGGGCCCGGCGGGGUCACAGUUUGGCCUCCUAGCGUGUCUGUUUGUGGAGCUUUUCCAAAGCUGGCAGCUGCUGGAGCGACCGUGGAAGGCCUUCUUCAACCUGUCUGCCAUUGUGCUUUUCCUCUUCAUCUGUGGCCUCCUGCCCUGGAUAGACAACAUUGCCCACAUCUUCGGUUUCCUCAGUGGUAUGCUGCUGGCCUUUGCCUUCCUCCCCUACAUCACCUUCGGCACCAGUGACAAGUACCGCAAGCGGGCGCUCAUCCUGGUGUCGCUCUUGGUCUUCGCCGGGCUCUUUGCCUCCCUGGUGCUGUGGCUGUAUAUCUACCCCAUCAACUGGCCCUGGAUCGAGUACCUCACCUGCUUCCCCUUUACCAGUCGAUUCUGCGAGAAGUAUGAGCUGGACCAGGUGCUACACUAACUGCAGAGAUGGCGUCUGCCGCGGCCACGUGCCUUUGAGACUUGCUGGCUGUGGGGUCCUGAGCACGGGGGCGCACUCUCCAGACAGCGCCGACUCCGUGUAAAACAGGUAGUAAAGGCAGAUUCCACAGGGAGGAAGAGCUCCCUUUCUCAGGCCUGAAUGUCCCUGACCCAGAGUGCCUGUUUCUUCACAGCUCAGGUCCUAGGCCCUGCCUGCCUUUCUUCCCAGGGCUCGGGGCUCUGCCCUCUGCAGGUGCCGCCUUCCCAGUGUCACUGUGACUGUGACCUCGCCAGACACACAGCUGCUGUCUCUCAGUUGUCCCCAGGGUUGAGGUCCUCACCAUGCUGCUAUGACUCCUUUCCUGUCUCUCCUCGCCCCCCUGCCCUACGAGCCCUUCCUGCAUUUGUCCAUGGACUCGUGAGCCUGCUUCUGGACAUAGCAUGUGAGAAAGGCUUUGGCCUUUGUCUAGGGGCAGUGACAAGCAAGGAGAGAUGGUUAUAUGGGGGUGCUUAGGGCUUUUGUUAUGCAAAGAAGCUGGAUCUGGUACACCAGCUCAGCCCUAGCUGCAGUCUGUGUCUGGCCGCACAGGUUGGUUCUGAUGCCCAGAUGCCUCCACCACUACUGUCUCACCGCGGCUUAUGUGACCAGGGGCUGAGCCACCUUGAGGACUGACUCCCAGGGGACCCUUGAGGCUCGCCCAGGGCUGGUGUUUUGUUUCUUUGUUUUUUUUUUUUUUUUUGUUUGUUUGUUUUUGUUUUUUUUUGGGGGGGGGUUCCAAUUUAUAUUAUUGUCCUAAUUUUUUAAAGUAACGCUAACUUUGUAUGGACGAUGUCUCAAGUUUAUUAAAUGGCAUUCUCUA
Molecule: messenger RNA, 3545 nt
Organism: Phodopus roborovskii (desert hamster)
Lineage: Eukaryota; Metazoa; Chordata; Mammalia; Rodentia; Cricetidae
Gene: Rhbdf2
Product: rhomboid 5 homolog 2
Exons: 19
Coding region: 209-2686 (825 amino acids)
Biological process (GO): regulation of protein secretion; regulation of epidermal growth factor receptor signaling pathway
Cellular component (GO): endoplasmic reticulum membrane
Molecular function (GO): serine-type endopeptidase activity
Source: RefSeq, a predicted model, not a curated record